Mollisia scopiformis is the source of this 1339-nucleotide messenger RNA. RefSeq lists its product as uncharacterized. The record is from RefSeq and is a predicted model, not a curated record. The coding region runs from base 109 to 1200 and encodes 363 amino acids. The transcript is spliced from 2 exons. NCBI's taxonomy places the organism in Eukaryota, Fungi, Ascomycota, Leotiomycetes, Helotiales, Mollisiaceae.
UAUACUUGACAAUUUUCUACGAGCAAACAUUGCAUUAUCGAGUAUUGUAUUCUUCUUGGUUGGGCAUAUCUUCAUCACUAACUUUGUUUGUAAACAUAUUUCAUUGACAUGGAAGAACAUCCGGAACGGUCCCCUUCCCCUUCUCCAGCACCAUCUUUCUCCAGUCUCCCACCUCCGAGACAAUCGCACCGAGAACGAAAGCCUACCCAAAAGUCACAAAACAAUACAGAAUAUGAGGUGCCACGAGAGAAAGCAUCUAGCGAACAAGGACCUCAGACGCCCCAAGAGGACAAAGCAGAUGAACACCUUUCAACUACGGUUGAUGGUCGCGCUGAUUCAAGAUCCUCGAAGAGACGGUCGAACGUCAAAUACGUCCAGCCAAGAUCGAACGCCAAGACGCCUACCCCACAGACUCGGUAUCAAGGGCACUUGCAGAUAGAGAAUGAAGAGCAUGAGGAGUGGCUUCGAAAUCGAGGAGGUCGAGCUACGCCAUCCAGGAACAAACAGGCAAAGAAAGUAAGCCAGCGCCGGCAGACAUCGCGGGUGAGCAAUGCAAAGAGAUUCGGGGAAGCUGCGAAAAUAGCACAACCAGGAGAUAUUGACCCAUUGGAGAUUCGACAACUAAUCUCCUACAAACGGCGACCAUUAGGACUUCCAGUGCCUAAAUAUGUCAACCCCAGAAUGAUGCAAUUCAUACCUGAUGUCAGUGAGAAAAGUUUUUUGGCAGAUGAGAUCCGUCGGGAACUUUCAGCACAUCGCCAGGAAGAUGAGAUUCGUCUGCAAUUAUCCUCACUUCGCCAGGAAGCUGCUGUACUACCAGAAGGAGAGGAGCGAAAUGAAGAGGCAUUUCCGCUAAUAUCUCUAAGCCAUAGCUGGGACAUUGGGGACCCUGAAAUCCCCCUAUCACUUUCCCUGGCUGGCCAUUCCGAGACGACCUGGAACAGUCAAGCCACGCAAAUACAAGCUCCGUUUUUAACGGGCAAGGGCAAUCGUUUAAUGGAGGUAGAGUGGGACUUCAUAUCGCUACAUCGUCGUAUUACUUUCAAAAGUCGUUUCCAGGAAGCUUGCCGGGGAAUGAUAGUACGGGGUCUCGAAGAACGUCUCCAGGAAGCUCGUCGUCUGGAGCAACAACUUCGUCUCGAAAUUGGUUACGAGGAAGAACGUCCAAAUUCCAACAGUUCCAACAAUCCGUGGCUUUAGCCAGCAGUCCACAACCUCUUUGAUCCUCACUCCUCAUCCUUUGCAAAUCAACGAUCCGGCGAAAUGACUUCUUCCUCUUCUAAAGCCAUACCAAAAGCACCACCAGACACGGGUCCGCCAUAUCCGACAUACGAAAGCC